AUGGGUCGUAGAAAGAUCGAGAUUAAAGCGAUCAAGGAUGAUCGCAACCGUUCAGUGACAUUCCUCAAGCGAAAAGGUGGACUGUUCAAGAAGGCUCAUGAGUUGGCCGUCCUUUGUUCAGUCGAUGUCGCCGUUAUCAUCUUUGGCCAUAACAAGAAACUCUAUGAGUACUCCUCGUGUGACAUGCACGAGGCUCUCGGUCGCUAUCAAUAUUUUGGCCCACCCCAUGAGCACAAAGGACCCGAUGAUUUUGCCGGUAAGCGCGACGACGACGACGAUGAAGAUGAGACGACCCCGGCACCCGAAGAAAUUCAAGCCCAGCAGCCUCACCCCAUCGUUCCACCCCAUCUCCAACAGCCCGGUUUCCAGCAUAUCAAUCACGCCCCGUCCGCCUCUCCUCCAGUCGUGCAUAAUGGCCUUCCGAUAACGCGACAUGGUACACCACAGUCGCAAGUGUCUCGUCCCUCGUCUAGAAACCACGUUCGUCGCGUCAGCUCAAACCUUGGACCACACGGUCAUGCCACGCCCCCGCCUCCUCCACCCCAAAAUGGAUACUACAUGGCAAACCCCUCGAUGUAUAACCCGAAUGUUCACUCUGCAAUGAAUCAGCCUCGCCCCGGGCAAUACGCGCAAUAUGGUCAUCCUCCUCACGGUCCACAAGGCACACCGCCCCAAAUGCACCACCAGCACGCACAAGCUCAAGUCCAUCAUCCCCAAGCUCCCCAGCACUUCCAACACGCACAAAUAGUUGCGCAACAACAAAUGGGGAUGCCACCAGUCUCACAUGGACCAGUACAACAGGUGCCGCAGCAGCCGUAUAUAUCGGAGCCGGGUAGGGGGUCCAUGCCACCGGCCUUCGCAUCAGAACCUCAAUCAGAACGAACAGUACCGGUUCCCGAGAGCUCCCAGGAUAACGCAGCGGGUGCGAUGAAAACAGAACAUAGCCAGUCACCCCCGCAGCCCAAAUCCCUGUCCAAGUCUCAGUCCCGUAGCAUCUUUACUCCCAUUGAUGACCGUGGGUCUGUGCUUGCGCGCCAGUUUGGAUUCUAUGAUUCUCCACCGGGGCAAGGGAACCAGUUAUUGAAGCCAGAGCCUCCCCAGGAGAACUUGCGUAAUUCAAAGACUUCUGCUGCUGGCACGGCCUCGGAACCCCCGCGCCCACAGUUGAUACCUUCUGCAGCCGAGAUCAAGCCGCCUUCACGCACGAAUAGCGCCGCGCUUACUUCAAAGCGGCCGCAGCUGAAAGUCCAGAUUCCCAGCGAGAGCUCUGAUCGGGGUAGCGCAACGGGCGAAUCGUCCUCCCGAGACUCUGCUGGUAAUAAAACGGUGACUCCAGCCAAGGACAAUCCUCCAGCAGGAGUGGUGCUACCGCCGCCAUCGCCAUCCGCGGGAGCUAUUCUUAGUGCUGGCGCGCAAGGACCACCAAAUCCGUUUGCUCGGCCACCCCCACCAGGGGCCACGGGGCAAACGAACUACGGCAACAACAGCACCAAUGCCGGGAACAGCGGUAGUAACUCGAACAACAUCGAAACUCCAAUCUCCGCUCUUCCGAGUCGAUUUGUCUCGGAUAACCUCCUCCCAUCACCUUCCAGCUUCUUCCCUGAAUGGGGCUUCGGUCGUUCAGGACCAGACUCGAACCUCUUGCCGAGUCCACUCACUUUCCCGACGCCGGCGGUUCCUAGUGGGCCGAGCUUCUCGCGGGAAGAUGAGCAGGAUAAGAAACGCAAGACCCCCGAGGGCGGGCUCCCUUCUGAAGGAGCGAGCAAGAAACCGAAGACCUAG
Messenger RNA from Penicillium cataractarum, 1782 nucleotides. It is a transcript of the gene rlmA, whose product is annotated as SRF-type transcription factor RlmA. The coding region runs from base 1 to 1782 and encodes 593 amino acids. Gene Ontology annotation, molecular function: protein dimerization activity; RNA polymerase II cis-regulatory region sequence-specific DNA binding; DNA-binding transcription factor activity, RNA polymerase II-specific. NCBI's taxonomy places the organism in Eukaryota, Fungi, Ascomycota, Eurotiomycetes, Eurotiales, Aspergillaceae. Gene Ontology annotation, biological process: positive regulation of transcription by RNA polymerase II. The record is from RefSeq and is a predicted model, not a curated record. The transcript has 3 exons.